Blepharisma stoltei is the source of this 972-nucleotide messenger RNA. Lineage: Eukaryota; Ciliophora; Heterotrichea; Heterotrichida; Blepharismidae. The record is from the annotation of a GenBank genome assembly.
AUGGAAUCUGCAGAAAUCCAAUGACUUGGAAGCCCAGGGUAUAUUGGCCCUUACAGAGAAGAUAGAGACCCUUAUACAGAAAUUUAUAAUGAGCUUAAAGAUCUUUGACUUGACUCAAAUAAAGAUAAAAGUGAAAAAUUCAAAAAGGAAAAAUUUCAAAAAAAUCUAAAAGUAAAGGUCAGUCCUAUCCUUUUGAAUUCUAGCAAAGCUGAAGAACUUGACAUAACACCAAAUAGCAAUUCAAAUGAAACUUCUGAAGGCAAAAGUUUUUUAAACCCUGUUAUUUUGCCUGAUUCCCCUACUUACUGCUUUGCAAUUAAAGAAAAUGGUAUUUAUGAAAAUACAAUAAAAAAGCUGAGGAAAUUAGAUGAUGAGCAGAAUAAUUGCUAUAUAUUCGGGAUAACCCCUCAGCUUGCUAAUGAAGAUCCUGAGUCCAAAGAAACCUCACAUGAAAUGAGAAAAUCUGUAAAAACAGCUUAUAGACUAGUCCAGUUAUAUGGAGUUGGAAGUGACGCGAUGAGAUUAUACAUGCUAGAUUGUGAAUAUUCCAGCAAAUUAAGAAUAUUUGAAGCAAUUCAGUGGCUUGUUAAAACUUGUGACCAGCAUCCUAAUCAGCAAGUUUAUCAUGGUCUAGGUUUUUCUCUAAAUCUGGAAGAAUUAAGGGCUUCAAUUAGUCUUCAUAAAAAACUCCACAACUUCAAUAAGCUCGAUUAUGAUGAGAAAUGCGAAAUUUUAGCAGAGCUAAAAUUUGAAGACAGAUUACCAUGGACUUAUGAAGUGUAUACAGAACUUAUUCAUAGAUAUCUUACAACACCUAAGAAUGAAUAUUUCCAAAUCUUGAAUGAUAUCAUUACAAUUGAAAUGCGUUAUAGUUGCAUGCCUAGAAUAAUGAAUAACAGAGAGUGAAUGAUAUUAAUUAGUGAUAAAGUUCUUGAGCUUGCUAAUAAGCUGGCAAGGUCAAAUAAAUGGUAA